AAGUGGAUUCAAGACUGUAUCAACAAUCAUACAAUAUGCAACCAGGAUGAUCUGUCAUAUCGCCCGACAAGAUUAUUGGAGAUUAUCGAUUCCAAACGGCUGAGACUUGUAGAGACUUCCACAAGCCCUACUGGGCCAUACGUCUCCUUCUCUCACUGUUGGGGCAACCAGGAGAUGCUUAUGCUGAAAGCCGAGAAUCUUGACCAGUUUCGCACCGAGAUUCUAGUGGAUGACCUCCCUAAAAAGUAUCAAGAAGCGAUUAACUUCUCUUCUCGUCUUAAUAUUUAUUUUAUAUGGAUCGACUCGCUCUGCAUUAUUCAGGAUGAUGGAGAAGACUGGCAACGCGAGGCUGUCACUAUGAAGAAAGUCUAUGGUUGUUCCUUACUCAAUAUAUGCUCCGCCGCAGCCACGGACGUUAACGGCGUAAGCUUUCGCGGAAGGGAUCCGGGUAUAAUGGAAGCUCUGUUCUUUACUUCAUCUUGGGAUGGUGAGGAGCAAAAAAGCGUCUACCUUGAGUACGACACGAUGUGGGACGAUAUCCUGAACUCUCCAUUAAGGAAGAGAGCAUGGGUCUUUCAAGAGUGGUACCUAUCUCCUCGAUCACUCAUCCUCGCCCAUAGCCAACUAUGGUGGCACUGUCGAAAAAGGGUAGCUUGCGAGCAACACCCGGAAAACCACUGGAAUGGAAGAUCUCUUGAAGGAAUGAAAGACAACAAACCAAAAGCAAAACCGUGGCUCUCAGGUGCCCAAAUCUGGGAGACGUAUGUCCGAGAGUACGUUGGGACCCGUCUAACCCAAGAGUCCGACCGGCUCAUUGCAUUUGCGGGAGUUGCUCAGGGAUUUGGCCAAUCUCAGAAAGAGAUACAUGAUCAGUAUGACCCAGAGAACAUUAGACCCGACCUGCUUGUUGAUGUAUCUUCCAAGAUAUUUGAUCAGUACCAUAUACAACCCCCCUUUCGACAGCCCCACCCUUUCGUCAAGCGAAAAAAAAAUAGCACCACCAAAAAUGGACAACUUCACUUAUAA
Fusarium oxysporum Fo47 is the source of this 1026-nucleotide messenger RNA. Its product is annotated as heterokaryon incompatibility protein-domain-containing protein. The annotation marks the transcript as partial. The transcript has a single exon. NCBI's taxonomy places the organism in Eukaryota, Fungi, Ascomycota, Sordariomycetes, Hypocreales, Nectriaceae. The record is from RefSeq and is a predicted model, not a curated record.